AUGAAGUAUACCUCGCUCAUACCCUUUACCACCCUCGCAAUGGGACUUGCUGGAAUCACCAGUGUCGGCUCCUCUCCCGCACUCUCGCUCGACCAGCAAGUUUUUCGCUCCUACGAAGACCUCGCGUUGCGCAACGCCGACGGCCGCGCAACUGAGGACGCCUACGGAGAUCCUGAAUACAAGUGGCCCGAGCCCAACCCCACCCUUCCCCUCUCGGAACUUCCCGACGCACGACCGGCCGUCUCCUCUCGACGCUUCCGUUCGCGCCUCGUCGAAGCCGAAAUCCGUCGGAUCGCAUCCAAGAUCUCUGACCCUGCCAUCAAACGUAUCUUCACCAACGCCUAUCCCAACAGUCUCGACACAACCGUCGCCUGGACAGAUCUGCAGCUCAACAAUCCCGAUUCGUCCACUGCUUUCCCUAGAGCAUUCAUCAUCACGGGUGACAUCUUGGCCGCUUGGUUGCGAGACUCAUCCAAUCAGAUCUUCACCUACUUGCCGCUGCUUCAGAGUCCGCCCGAACCGUACCAUGUCGGGGACAAAGACUGGCUGAAAUUAUACAGGCUUGCUUUGGGAUUGCUGUAUCAACAAUCGCAGCAGGUCAUCACUUAUCCACUGGGCAACUCUUUCGGUCCACCCAAGAGUGCUACCAUCACCAACAAGAAGAAUCCAGCCGUCGGGAACAGCCAUGACGCUGAUUGGGUUCAACCGCCUGUCCCUGGCUCCAAAGGUCACUAUCUCCCGCAACCUCCGAAGAACUACACCGAUGUGGAAGGAACGGACGGAGUCUACCUCUGGGAGACCAAAUGGGAGGUCGAUUCCUUAGCAGCGCAUCUCCGACUUCCUUCCCUCAUCGCACAGUAUUCGGGUCGAAAGGAUUUCCUCCACCACAAGACUUGGCAGAGAGGUGUACGCAUGGCUAUCGACGCACUCCAGUCUCAACAGCGCGGUUCGGAUGAAGAAUACACUGCCUACGCCGCUGCCAACGAUACAACCAUCUUGCCGGCCAACUUGACGUCCAGGGACAGCGAAUGGGCGCAACGAUUCGGAACGCUUCAAGGUGGAGUCUAUCGAUUCCAGAGGUUGAGCCGUAGCGCUACCGAGACAAAGGCGGACAACGGUUGGGGCGAGCCAGCCAAACGCAACGGACUGGUCAAGAGCGGAUUCAGGCCGUCGGACGAUGCUACCACUUUCCCAUUCCUCAUUCCCGCAAACGCACAGCUCGCCGUUGCACUCGAGAACCUAGUACCGUUGCUGUCAGGCGUGGAAGCGAUGCAAGACGUCGCCACCAACGCCCGCGACUUCGCAUCAGAGAUCCGACAGGCGAUCACUGACUACGCCAUCCAGUCGAACCAUCUCGCCGGAGGCGACGUCUACGCCUACGAAAUCGACGGCUACGGCAGCACCUACUUCAUGGACGACGCCAACGUACCCAGCCUCCUCUCUCUCCCUUACCUCGGCUACCUCAACUCCACCGACCCCACCUACCAACGUACACGCGCAUUCGUCCUCUCGCCGCGCACCAACAAAUGGGCCUUCUCCGGAUCCGAUUUCCGCGGGAUCGGUGGUCCUCACGUCGGCACCAACUACGCUUGGCCCAUGUCCCGCCUCAUGCAAAUCAUGACCUCAACCGACGCCCAGGAACAGCUCGAUGCUCUGUCCGCUCUCAGGAACACCACAGCAGGUACCGGGUUGAUGCACGAAAGUAUCAACGUCAACAAUGCAACUGACUUCACCCGUCCCUGGUUCGGUUGGGCAAACGGGUUGUUCGGAGAAGCUGUAAGACACAUCGAACAGACCAACCCGGAGGUCUUGUCGCACACCUACUAG
This is a messenger RNA of Pseudozyma hubeiensis SY62, 1827 nucleotides long. RefSeq lists its product as hypothetical. The coding region runs from base 1 to 1827 and encodes 608 amino acids. The record is from RefSeq and is a predicted model, not a curated record. Lineage: Eukaryota; Fungi; Basidiomycota; Ustilaginomycetes; Ustilaginales; Ustilaginaceae. Gene Ontology annotation, biological process: carbohydrate metabolic process. The transcript has a single exon.